Amphibalanus amphitrite is the source of this 3202-nucleotide messenger RNA. RefSeq names its product RNA polymerase II-associated protein 1-like. The transcript has 16 exons. Gene Ontology annotation, cellular component: nucleus. Gene Ontology annotation, biological process: transcription by RNA polymerase II. The record is from RefSeq and is a predicted model, not a curated record. The coding region runs from base 136 to 2679 and encodes 847 amino acids. Lineage: Eukaryota; Metazoa; Arthropoda; Thecostraca; Balanomorpha; Balanidae.
AGACAAAGUCCGGCGUAUAUGACGCCGUGCUCGACCCGCCACUGCUCGGCCGCCUGCUGGACGCGGGCCUGCCCUUCUGCUGCGGUUCGCUCUGGACGAUCCUGCUGAGCCGGUGCUGACGCUGCGCUGACCGCCAUGGAGGCGCUACUCGACUGUAGACCCGAUGAGGUGUGCCUGGACCGUACUCUGGGCUGGAGCCGCGGCCUGGAGCAGCCAUCGCUACCCACUACCCUGGACACGGAGCCAGACACGGCACAGCGCUACAGGUCUGAGGAGGCCGGGCUGAAGGACGACGCCGUCACCCGACUGGACGCAGUGCGCGCUCUGGUGCGCGUGGACGCACUGCCGCGGGUCAGGUACCUACUGGAGGUGGCGCGUCCGCCCCCGUCCGCGGUGGUCUCCGCGCUGCGUCUGCUGACCCGCUGCUGCCGUCACUCGCUGCAGCUGGCGGCAGAGGUGGCGUCGUGUCCCCGCCUGCUGGACACGGUGGUGACCGCCUUCCUGCCCGUCUGUGGUACCGCUCCACUCGAGGGCUCGGAGCCGGUGGAGCGUCUCAGCACGGUGUACGGCGUGCCCCUCCACCACGCCCUAAAACUGCUGCGGGUCCUCAGCAGUCAGAGCGGUCAGCUGGCCGGCCGGCUGGUGCGGCUCCGACCGCGCGUCAUGGAGGCGCUCCUCAGCUAUGUGGCUAUCAACCCCGGUGAGUCGGGUAUGCCGACUCAGGAGGUCCUCACCUUGGCCAUCGAGUCCUACCGGCUGUGGGCAGUGCUGCUCAGCUACAACCUGGCAGACACCAACUUCAUUGAGUUUUUCCCGCUGUUGGUGCGGCAGCUGCACUUUUGUCUGGCCUCUGUCUCUGUGAACGACCACCAGGAGUCGCAGCGGUUCAACCACGACCUGGCCACCUGGAUCCUGGUGCUCUGUCGUACCGCCGUCUGCGCGGCCUUCAGCAACCACCAGACCGAGCUGCUCAACAAGACUGGGGUUGACCUGACGUCUCCGGGGGCGCUGCGCUGGGGUCACGUGGCCGGCCUGCUGGACCCGGUAGAACAGUGCACUAGGAAAUGGCUGACUGAGGCGGCCCGCGCCGACUCACUCACGGAUAACGCCGUCCAGAUGUUGGGCGCAUGCUGCCAGUUCCUGGCGGCCUUCCACGAGCGCUGGGCCCGGCUGGGUCUGGACGACACGGCAGCCAGGAUUGGGCGGCUACAGACCCUCGCUGACGUCACACUCGCACCAUUUGUGACGUCACAGGCCUGCCUAAGGCAGCUGGAGAAACUUAGGGAGUUUUCAAGUUUGCUGAGCGACGAGUCGAGCGGCCGGUCGCGGGACCCGGCGAGUCUCCCGUCGCUCGGCGCCGUCAGCUGGGAGACCGGUCAGGUGGCGCCAGUGCUGCGGGCGGGCUCGCCCGUCCCGCUGCUGACUGCACUGCUGCAGCUAAUUAGGGCCGUGGGCAGGCUCCAUCCCGGUCUGACCGAUAAGCUCUGUCUUCCACUGGUCUCCAGCGCUCCCGUCAGCUCAUACCUGAGCUCCCUGGCGGGGUCUGGCCGUCUCAGUCUGUCAGGAGACUGGUUUACCAGGCACGAGGUGCAUCUGGUGACCGAGCUGCUGCUGCUGCAGGCCGCCCUGACGGGGUCUCCAAACCCGUCCCGGUGCCACACCGUGGGUCUGCGCCUGCUGCCGUGCUUGCAGACUGGAGACGAACAUCUGUGCGCCGAACUGAUGCGUCACGUCGUCUUCAACCGGGCGCUGCUCAUGGAGCCGGGUGACAGGCCGGUGCCUGCGGUCUCUGAGUCUACCCUGGCCCAGCUGGUAUCCUCAUACAGCCUCUACGAGCGCUGCCUGCUCCGUCCGGCCGCGGCCGCCGCCUCCCGGGACCGUGCUGAUUCGCUGGCCGGCCGCGUGGCGGCGCUGGCGACGCGCGACAGUGGCGCCACCCUGCUGCCCGCCGAUUGGUGGUACGCGCCGCUGGUGCGCCUCUACGAGAGGAACAAUCCACAGGGCAGCGGCGAGGAGGCUCCCCCCGCCGCGGGUUCCUCGGGUCCGUCCGGCACCCUGCCUCCGCCGCCGCCGGAGGACCCCAGGGCAGAGCUGUAUGGCGUGGAGCCGGCCCGCGUGGCCGACCGGUGUCUCCAGCUGCUGGCGGUGCUCUUCAGCCGCCACCGGCGCCUCGUGGACGCCCUGUCCGUGACGGCGCACUUUGCGCGAGUCUGCUGCGUGUUCCUGGCAGGCGAUGACCUGUUCCUGGACCCAGCCGUGCAGCGGGGCUUACGUCAGGUUCUACAGCACGUGCUGGAGGAUCCUGACCAGCUGGACCUCACAGCCGACGUCCCGGGCCUGGCCAGCUUCGGAGACCUGUACACCCAGCUGCUGGACCAGUUCGAGGGCGUAUCGUACGGAGACGCGCUGUUUGGCGCCGUCAUCCUGGUGCCGCUGCUGCCCCGGCAGCCGGCGGAGCUGCGGCGUGCCCUGUGGAUCGAGCGGCCGCUCGCGCUGAGGGCCAUCACCACCCGGCCCGAACAGAUGCUGAUACCGCUGGAGCUAUACCUGAGCUCGGUGGAGACAGACGCCGCAGUUCUGAAGGCCUACCGCACCGCCCUGCAGCGGGGGACCGUCACCGCCGCCCGAAACCCCGCUCUGCAUCGGAUCGCCACCGCGCUGGUCGGGCCGGCGGCGUAGAGAUCGGGGGAGGGGGCCCAGGGUGUGGGUACUCAGCCUAGAAUAUGUGCGGCGCCUAGCUGAUGUGGCGGGCGCAGCUUGGGGUGUGGGGACGCAACUUAGGAAGUGGAUACUCAGCCUAGGAUGUGAGAACACAGUACGCCACGGAGGUGUUGGCUGUCGGUCAUCAAUGCUAGCUCGAACAAUGUGUCUCGAAACAGUACGGUGUCGUGAAACACUAUUUGCGUGCGAGGGCGAGUGUGAUAGAGUGCCACGAGCUCGAGCUCGGUCAGUUCGAGCAUCCAUCGCUCAUUCAUCUAUCUAUCCGUCAGUCACUCAUACCGUCUCGUCGGCGAUUGUCAGGAAUUUUUUGUUUGCUGGCCGGGCCGCCUGAAGAACAACUGUCAGUUGUUUUGUGACUCAAUCGUGUAUCGUGUGUAUCGUGAACCGUUUGGUCAACUGUGAACGCAGAAACAGAUGAGGGUCAAAGAAUAAAGAUACGGCAGAGACAUGUGUGGUAGAUAAUAUACGCAAUGGUCAUGUC